AUGGCCACACCAGUUACAAAACAACACAUUUUAAAUUGUCAAUUCUCAAAUUGGUAUUCGCUGUUUCGUACUUUGACGCCUAAAGCAAAAGUCAUAAAGCCAAUUCCCACCUCUAUACUAAAAUACCUUGAUGAAGAUGGUAUUUAUUUAAAAAAUGUUUCAAAUACAAUUGAAGAUGUAACAGAUCGAGAGAAUGAGGAAGGGAGGGAAGAAGAAGAAGAAGAUACACAAGUUUCUUCUUACUAUCCGGACAAAUCGACCAUACAACUCAUAGAAAGGGUUAUUUCCGACCUCGAUGGAGCCGUGGUACCCAAGCUGAAUUGGUCAAGCCCCAAAGAUGCUGUAUGGAUUAUGCCUACGGGAAGUAUGAAAUGCACUUCUGCAGAAGAUGUCCUUUUAAUAUUAAAAUCAUCAGACUUUGUAACUCAUGACCUUGAUUAUGCCUUUGAUGAUUGUAUAGAAGAAGAUAACCAAGAAGCCGAUUCCACAAGCCAACGGUUUCCUUCUGAUUUCAGUCACGAACUAAUUUUAAAAGAAUGGUUUCCCAUUCACCCGUCAACAGAAUUCCGCUGUUUUGUAAAAGGAAAAAAUCUUAUUGCUGUAUGUCAACGAGACGACAAUUAUUAUGACUUUCUAGAACACGAGAUGAAGGAAAUUUUGCCUGUUCUGCGGGAUUUAACAUCUAAGCUUUCGGAGUUUCCGGACCCUAACUUUGUUUUCGACACUUACGUCCAACAAAAUCGUGCUUGGCUAAUUGACAUCAAUCCAUUUUUUGCUAGGACAGAUGGUUUGCUCUUCUCAUGGGAAGAAUUAUAUGCAAUGGAUUAUGAAAAAAAUAGUCCAGAGAUCAGAUUAAUUCCUAAAGGCGCCAUGCCUUCUUCUGGGGGUGCCAACUUUUACACCAAUCGUGUUCCAUUUGACCUAGUUGCUGCCAGUCAAGGAGAAAAUUUACUAGAGUUUGCAGAAAAGAUGCAAAGUUUAACUUCAGAAAGUACCAAAGAUGAGGUAUGA
Schizosaccharomyces osmophilus is the source of this 1011-nucleotide messenger RNA. RefSeq names its product translation initiation factor eIF2 assembly protein (gene cdc123). Lineage: Eukaryota; Fungi; Ascomycota; Schizosaccharomycetes; Schizosaccharomycetales; Schizosaccharomycetaceae. The transcript is spliced from 2 exons. The record is from RefSeq and is a predicted model, not a curated record. Bases 1 to 1011 code for a protein of 336 amino acids. Gene Ontology annotation, cellular component: cytoplasm.